Molecule: messenger RNA, 847 nt
Organism: Cucurbita maxima (winter squash)
Lineage: Eukaryota; Viridiplantae; Streptophyta; Magnoliopsida; Cucurbitales; Cucurbitaceae
Exons: 1
Coding region: 126-512 (128 amino acids)
Source: RefSeq, a predicted model, not a curated record
ACUCUUCGUGCUCUCUCCAAACACCAGAACAAGCUAUCCACGAAAAAUAAGAACCAACUCAUCCUUAUCCCGCACACCAUAUCCUCAUAGCCAAACAAUUCUCUAGCGCGAGUCACAAUUCUCACAUGGAGAAGAAUCCAGCCGUUUCGAUCAGGCCAAAAUCAAACGGAGCAAACAGCUUCAUCAUUAACGUGGAGGAUGAUCAAGAGGAUUACAGAGGAGGAAGCCCCGGCGUAAGCAUCUCUCCGGUGAGAUUUCUCAGCCGGAUCCGCCGGAUUCUGAUGCGAUUCAUGUUUUAUUUUCCUUCUCGAGGUUCGUCGUCGUCGCCGUCAUCGUCAAUAAUGGCGUCGAAGCAGAGAAAUCUGGAGAAAUUCGAGCCGCCGAAGACUUCCUGCAGUUCGAAUUAUUCGUCUUACUCGCAUUACAACGAAGCUAUUGCCGAUUGCAUCGAGUUCUUCAACAAGUCGUCGCAGGAUCAAAUCGGAAUCUCCGAUGCAAAUGCGAUGGUAUGAACAUGAUGAUAUAACAAUCGCGCACACACACUAACUCGUUGUUAAAUUGUUUCGAUUCUCUGAUUUUGAAGCUUCAAGGAACAAGAACAAUCGCAAAUUCGAUUUUCUGCAAAUUUUCGUCACUGAUUCUGCGGUUUGAGAUUGCUAUAGAGAAUCGAUUCGUUGUGUGUGUAUAUAUGAGAGAGCGAGAGAUACAGAGAUAUUAUUGUGCUAUUUCAAUGUGUAGUUUCUUCUUCACGUUUGUCGGGUUGCAUAACUUUUUCAUUUCCUUUUGAUUGAAGGUUCUAUGGAAGAAAAUAAGUUACCUCUACAACAAGAUUUUAAACAAGAACAAU